Suillus discolor is the source of this 516-nucleotide messenger RNA. RefSeq lists its product as uncharacterized. NCBI's taxonomy places the organism in Eukaryota, Fungi, Basidiomycota, Agaricomycetes, Boletales, Suillaceae. The record is from RefSeq and is a predicted model, not a curated record. The coding region runs from base 1 to 516 and encodes 171 amino acids. The transcript is spliced from 2 exons.
AUGUUCACAGAGUGCUUGAGCAAAGAAUGGCUCUCAUCUAUCUAUGCAUUCUUUGAGCCAUUCCCUACCAUCGGACAUGAGAACAAACACCGUUACCACGAGUUUAAAUGUCUUGCGAAAGGAUGUGGCAAACGAAUACGGCGCUACCUAGACAAAAAGGACGCCAAGUCAACCAGCAAUAUGUGCAAACACGCAUGUACCUGCUGGGGAGAUGAGACGGUCAAGGCUGCAGAUGAUGCCAAGAGUUCUGAUAUUGCUCGCGAGGCAAUUGUCAACAGAAUCCUAAAAAAUGGGUCGAUAACAGCUUCAUUCAAGCGCAAAGGAAAAGGCAAAAUUACAUACUCCCACCGGCAGCAUACAAAGACUGAAACAAAGGCAGAGAUAGUUCGGUGGGUGUGCGAGAGCGCACGUCCAUUUGAUAUUGUUAAGGAUCGGGGCUUCCAAUCCUUGAUGAAGACUGGCCGCCCUGAGUACUAUUUACCUUCCCAUCAACCAUUUCACAGGAUGUCAAGCUAG